UCUUAGAUUCUUUGCUCUCCGCCUCCUUAUGUGAUGGAUUAAGAUUCAAAAUCACCUGGUGGUGAGUUCAGGCAUCCUCUUGCCUCACAAAUCAAUGUGCACCAUGCGUGGAUUUUUAUCUGUUUUUUUUGUGCAGCUGCUAUUUUUGUUCCCUUUUUUGUCCCCAAAUUCUGCUCCUCUUAACUUUCUUGUCAUGAUCUCUUUUAUUCCAAUUCUCUCAAGCCAGUUACUCUACUUUGUUCAUUCUUUCAAAUUUUAAUAAUAUCGCAAUGAUUUGUUUAUUUAACCUGGGGUUUGUUUUAUUUUACUUUUCACUCUCAAUCCCUCGCAGAGACCUUCCCUCCUGCUUCAACAUUCUAUAAGUUUUCAAAUGCGAUGGGUUAAGCAGAAAAGUAUAAUGCGAUUCCUCUUUCUUUUUAAAGAUGCUCUUAAGUUAAUUUUAUCCUGGGUGCAGAAAUGGCCAAUUGUAAGCUCCGGUGAAGAUGUAGGAAAUGCACCAACAACACAAAAUUUGGGAGAUCAAAGAGAAGCGAGGGGCGGAAGAGCGCCAUUGCAGCUCGGAGUUAGGGAAGGUAUUUAAUGCCGUGGAGCAGGGAAUCUAAACCUCGAGAGCCAGGAGAGAAUCCGCACACACUGCACUAUGGCUUUGUCUUGCAGAAGCUGGCUCUCGAACGAGGGUGGAAAGCAUCUGUUUUUGCUUUUCUGGUUGUCGAUCAACGUGUUAUUAUUUUGGAAAACCUUUACGCUUUAUUACUACGGUGCACAGUAUUAUUACUUACAUCGGAUGCUUGGGCUCAAAGUUUUGGAAGCAGGGGAACAAUAUUUAAGCAAUAAUGGAUCAUGCUGGAGAAUAUGUAGAGAGACAGGAUGGUUACAGCUAGGAUUAUGCAUUAGUAGAGCAUCUGCUUCAGUCCUGAAUAUGAAUUGCAGUCUUGUCCUGCUGCCCAUGUGUCGCACUUUACUGGCAUUUCUGCGAGGAUCACAGAAGGUUACAAGCAGAAAAGCACGAAGAUUGUUGGAUAAGAGUAAAACGUUUCAUAUAACAUGUGGUUUUACUAUAUGUCUAUUUUCAGUAAUCCAUGUUGCAGCUCAUGUGGUCAACGCUCUAAACUUCUCUCUGCGCUACAGUGAGGAUUUUCCCACACUCAAUGUUGCUCACUAUCGGGAUGAGGACCCCAGGAAGAUUCUCUUCACAACACUUCCAGGAGUAACUGGAUUUUUCAUGGUGCUGGUGCUUUUCUUAAUGUGCACAUCUUCAUCAUACUCUCUAAGGUUUUCAAACUUUGAUAUCUUUUGGUACACACACAACCUGUUCAUAGUCUUCUACAUUUUACUUCUGCUUCAUGUGACUGGAGGCAUGUUGAAAUAUCAGACAAAUUUGGAUCAACACCCACCUGGCUGCAUUGACCCGAAUAAAACAUUAAUCGAUGAUUUCCCCAUACCAGAGUAUCCUGCAGAGCCAAUUCCAGAAGGCUAUGCUGAGCCAGAAUCUGGGAUGGAGAGCAACUCUGAGAGAGUCUGCACUGAAGCCCCAAAAUUUCAGUCUAAUUCACAAGAGACAUGGCUUUGGGUGUCUGGGCCUCUCUGUCUUUAUUGUGCAGAAAGGUUGUAUAGAUACAUUCGGAGCAACAAACCGGUCACCAUUGUCUCUGUGAACUCUCAUCCCUGUGAUGUGAUAGAGAUAAGAAUGGUGAAAGAAAAUUUCAAAGCAAGACCUGGUCAGUACAUUGUUCUGCACUGUCCGAGUGUGUCAGCAUUUGAGAGCCAUCCCUUUACUCUCACAACAAUCCCCACAGAAAAUCGAGGAACAUUUGGUAUCCACCUCCGUGUUCUGGGAGAUUGGACAGAAAGAUUUAGGGAGCGUCUGCUAUCUGAACCAAAUUUGGAUGCAGAGAUCCUGCCCAUACUGCGGCAGAGAAAUUACCCAAAGUUAUACAUUGAUGGUCCAUUUGGGAGCCCGUCAGAGGAAGUCUUCAACUAUGAGGUUAGCCUUUGUGUGGCCGGUGGUAUUGGAGUGACCCCUUUUGCUUCAGUACUAAACACACUAUUAGAUGAUUGGAAACGAUAUAAGCUCAGGCGACUUUACUUCAUUUGGGUGUGCAAGGAAAUUCAAUCCUUUCUCUGGUUUGCAGAUCUGCUCUGUAUUUUACAUGACAAGCUUUGGCAGGAGAACCGACCAGACUACUUGAACAUCCAGCUGUACCUCAGUCGAACAAAUGGGAUACAGAAUUUAAAUGGAGAAAAAUAUCAAGCACUGAAUUCAAGGCUUAUUAUUGGAAAACCUCGUUUGAAACUUCUGUUUGGAGAAAUAGCCAAAUGCAAUAGACAAAAAUGUGUUGGCGUUUUUUGCUGUGGGCCCAAUGACCUCUCCAAGGAACUUCACAAGCUCAGCAACAAAACCUGUUCACAUGGAACAAAAUUUGAGUACAACAAAGAAUCUUUCUCCUGAAAAUCACUAAAGAAAAGAUUCAGCACAAAAACUUGAAGUGCAAUUAUUUUGCUGAUAUGAUAGUCAGCAAGAUCAGCCUUAGACAAUCUCCAGUCACCAAAGAGAGAACCAUAUUGAAUUAAUGCUAAUUCAGUAGUUGGUGUGGCACAGGUACAAAGUUAUAUAUUGGGAUGUCAAUGUCAGUUCACCAAUUGGUAUUUUUUUCCUUGAAUAGUUGAAAGCUGAAUAUUUUGAUUCUAUUAUAACAAUUUUAUGGAAGGUUGGGAUUGUUAUUGCAAUUUUAUUAAAUCAAUUUCU
Molecule: messenger RNA, 2746 nt
Organism: Carcharodon carcharias (great white shark)
Lineage: Eukaryota; Metazoa; Chordata; Chondrichthyes; Lamniformes; Lamnidae
Product: NADPH oxidase 4
Exons: 19
Coding region: 641-2449 (602 amino acids)
Biological process (GO): defense response; superoxide anion generation
Cellular component (GO): plasma membrane; NADPH oxidase complex
Molecular function (GO): superoxide-generating NAD(P)H oxidase activity
Source: RefSeq, a predicted model, not a curated record